Molecule: messenger RNA, 1326 nt
Organism: Apis florea (little honeybee)
Lineage: Eukaryota; Metazoa; Arthropoda; Insecta; Hymenoptera; Apidae
Product: hydroxylysine kinase
Molecular function (GO): amino acid kinase activity
Source: RefSeq, a predicted model, not a curated record
UGUAACUUAAUAAAUUAAUUAAGAAAAGACGUAUUAAGAAAAAUUUUUUCUAAAAUAGAAAUAAAAUGGAUAUGGAGAACAAAGAUAAUAUGUUAAUACCGGGUCAACGAAUUCGUCCACCUGGCAACAAACAAAAAGUUUUACAACUUUUAGAAGAACUUUAUGGUUUGAAAACCUUAACUAUAUCUGAAUUGAAUGCAUAUGAUGACAGAAAUUAUCAUGUAAUUUGUGAAAAAACUCAUACGAAUCCUCAUAUAACGAUCAUAAAUAAAUAUGGCUACGUUUUGAAGAUCGUUAAUUCUUUGGAUUCGCAGAAAACACACAUAAUUGAAGCACAAACUGAAAUGUUAAUAUUUUUGCAUCAGCAAGGUAUUAAUUGUCCUCUGCCUGUAAAAAAUAUACAUGGAUUAUAUUACACUCUAGUUAAAAUGAAUAAUGAAUAUUCUGAAAAUUAUGCUGUCAGAUUGUUGGUUUACCAGUCUGGUGAAUUGUUGCACCGUGUACCAAUUACUGGAGAUUUGCUACGAAAUGUGGGCAAUUUUGUAGCCCGACUCGAUAAUAUUCUAAUGACUUUUUCUCACCCAGCUUAUAAUCAUCACAAGACACUAUGGAUGUUAAAUUCCGUACCACAAUUACACCAAUUCAUCUAUGCUAUAAAAAAUGUAUUUGAAAAAGAUUUAGCGCAUCAAGUAAUAAUAGCUUUCGAAAAGGACGUGCUUCAAAUCACUUCACAAUUAGAACAAGGCAUGAUACAUGGAGAUUUAAAUGAACAAAAUCUAGUGAUGAGCUCGAAUGGCAAAGAAAUAUUUGCAGUCAUCGAUUUUGGUGAUGCACAUCGAACAUGCUUAAUCUUCGAAUUAGCUAUCGCGCUGUGUUACAUUAUUAUACAGACUGGUGAUAUAGCGAUGGGUAAAUAUGUAAUCGAAGGUUAUCAGGAUAUUAGAAAGCUGACAGAUCUUGAGAAGAAAAUUUUGAAAGUUUGUGUUUGUGCAAGAAUUUGUCAAAGUCUGAUUAUGGGUGCUUAUUCUUAUCUUCAUGAUCCACAAAAUGAAUAUCUGCUUACUACACAGAAAUCAGGAUGGUCAUUAUUGAAGAAGCUUUGGCCUCUUACUCAAGAUGAUGUUCUUCGAAAUUGGGGAUUGAUAAACUAAAUUCUUCUACUUAUUCAAUUUUUCAAUAUAUUAUAUAGUUCAUUCUCAAUAUUCCAGUCAAUUAUCACAUUGUUUGAAAUUGUCUGUUAUCAAUUACAGAAGCAAUAAACAUAUAAAUUUAUAUUUUAACUGAAUUGAAUUUAAGGAAUUAAAAUUAAAAUACUGUGCAGCGAUA